This is a messenger RNA of Leptopilina boulardi, 1031 nucleotides long. RefSeq names its product 39S ribosomal protein L9, mitochondrial (gene mRpL9). Bases 96 to 914 code for a protein of 272 amino acids. NCBI's taxonomy places the organism in Eukaryota, Metazoa, Arthropoda, Insecta, Hymenoptera, Figitidae. The transcript has 2 exons. Gene Ontology annotation, cellular component: mitochondrion; ribosome. The record is from RefSeq and is a predicted model, not a curated record. Gene Ontology annotation, molecular function: structural constituent of ribosome. Gene Ontology annotation, biological process: translation.
AUGUUGAAUGAAUUAGACAUAACCUAUACUUACUAAACAAAACAGAAAAAUAAUAAAAAUUUGUAUUUGUUGAAGAAAAAGACAAAUAUAAAAAAAUGUUAAAUAGUAUGAGAAGUGUUUUAAAUUGUUUUCGAUCAAAUGAAAAUACUUUACUUGAAAGUUCGAAAAUAAUUGGCGUUCAACAAAAACGGACUACUUAUGUGGUAAAACGAAAAUAUCCCGUGGGACUUCAAAAAAAAUCAUUACCACAUCCUGAUAAAUUAAAGCAUCGACAUUUUAUUUACGAAAUAAUUGGCUCACCAUAUAGAAAACAAUUGCAACCAUUGGAUGUUAUAUUAAUGGAUUAUGUUGAAGGAAUUGGCAAUAAAGGCGAACGAUUAACAUUAAAACAUUCAAUAGCUUAUAAUAAAUUACUUUUACCAGGACUUGCUGUUUAUGCAUCACCUGAAAAUAUUGCAAAAUAUGCAAAUGUUGAGGAGAAAAAAGAUAAAUUUAGUUCACCUUACGUUGAAAGAACAUUAAAUAUUUUAGCAACACGUCUUGUAAUAAUUGAAAUGAAUAUAAAACAAUCUUGGACAUUAGAAAAAUGGCAUGUAAAUUGUGCAUUAAGAAGACAUGGUAUUUAUUUGCCAUUAGAUGCAAUAACAAUGCCCGAUCAUGUGAUAACGGGUCCAAAUUUAGAAUUAAUGGAAAAUAAAGAAUUUUUUAUUAAAAUAACAAUUAAUAAUCGUGAAACAAUGAAUGUACGUUGUCGUAUUCAUCAUGUACAUAGAAAUCCAAUUCUCAGCGCAAAUCUUGAUCCAAAUUAUUUUCUAUAUCCAGCUGAAGCAAUAUUUCCCGACGAUAAACCAAUAUUGGAUUCAAUGCUUCGACAUAGAUUGUGUAAAAUUAAUGAAACUAAAACUGAAAAUUAAAUUAUUUUGUAUUUUUUGAAAAUCUUAAUUUCACUGUUUUAGAUAUUGAGCGAUAUUGAAAUAAUUGUUGAUUUAUAUUAAAAUGAAAUUUGAAAAUAAAAAAAAAAAAUAAAAUUA